GAAUUUCAGAGUUCAACAAGAGGCCUCUAAUGUGAAGAUACAUCUACAUUAAACCCGGAAUCACUGGUCAGUUAUAUUUGGAAAGCAAAUCUUGGAAAAAUUAAACAUUUGUGAAAUUCCAUCAUGGAAAUCAAAGAAGAAGGAACAUCAGAAGAAGGCCAGCACUUUCUUCCCACAACCCAGGCAAAUGACCCUGCAAACUCCCAGUUCACCAGUAUCCAGAAGACUCCAAAUGAACCACAGUUAGAAUUCAUACUUGCAUGCAAGGAUCUCGUGGCUCCUGUCCGUGAUCGGAAACUGAAUACAGUGGUGCAGAUCUCAGUAAUACACCCUGCUCAGCAGAAUCUGACAAGAUACGCCAGCACUGAAAUUGUGGAGGGAACAAGGGACCCGCUGUUUCUGACGGGUGUCACAUUCCCAUCUGAGUAUCCCAUCUAUGAGGAGACCAAAAUCAAGCUAACGGUCUACGAUGUCAAGGAUAAGUCUCAUGACACCGUUCGAACCUGCGCCCUCCCUGAAGACAAGGACCCCCCUGUGGAAAUUGGGAGGAGCUUCUUGGGCUAUGCCAGUUUUAAAGUCGGGGAGCUACUGAAGUCAAAGGAGCAGCUGCUGUCCCUAAGCCUGAGAACUUCAGAUGGUGGCAAAGUGGUUGGCAGCAUAGAAGUCAGUGUUGUGAAGAUGGGGGAGGCUGAAGAUGGAGAAACUGACCACAUUACAACAGAUAUGCAGGGACAAAAGUGUCCCCUGGUAUGGGAAAGUACAUCCCCAGAAAGUGUGAGCGGGAAAGAUAACUUGCCUUUUUUGAAUACAGUAUUAAAGAAUCCAGUGUGUAAACUAUAUAGAUUUCCGACAUCUGACAAUAAGUGGAUGCGAAUCCGGGAGCAAAUGUCAGAGAGUGUACUUUCUUUUCACAUUCCUAAGGAAUUGAUUUCCCUUCACAUAAAAGAAGAUUUGUGUAGAAACCAGGAGCUAAAAGAACUUGGUGAACUUUCCCCACACUGGGACAAUCUACGGAAAAAUGUCCUGACUCACUGUGAUCAAAUGGUGAACAUGUAUCAAGACAUUUUGACAGAACUUAACCGGGAAACAGGGUCUUCUUUCAAAUCAAGCAGCAGUAAAGGAGAGAAAACAUUAGAAUUUGUUCCUGUAAAUCUGCAUUUGCAAAGAAUGCAUGUACACAGCCCUCACCUGAAAGAUGCUCUCUAUGAUGUCAUCACUGUGGGAGCCCCAGCAGCCCAUUUUCAGGGGUUUAAGAACGGUGGUCUUCGGAAGUUACUCCAUAGAUUUGAAACAGAGAGAAGAAAUACUGGAUACCAGUAUAUUUACUACUCACCUGAAAACACAGCCAAAGCAAAAGAAGUUCUGAGCAACAUCAAUCAGCUGCAGCCUCUUAUAGCAACCCAUGCGGACCGACUGCUUAGUUCUGCCAGCCAGCGUUCUCCAGACAGCUUGAAGAAUUCUUUAAAAAUGCUUGCAGAACAAACAGAGCUUUUUGUACAUGCCUUCAAGGAUCAACUGGUCAGAAGCGCUCUUCUAGCACUCUACACUGCAAGACCAGGGGGAAUCCUGAAGAAGACACCCUCUCCUAAGGGAAGUAAAGAGGAGAGCGGCCCCCGAGAGCAGCCCCCACCACUGAAAAGGCAGGACUCCAUACCACAUCAUUCAGACUACGAUGAGGAAGAGUGGGACAGGGUGUGGGCCAGUGUGGGGAAGAGCCUGAACUGCGUAAUAGCGAUGGUGGAUCAAUUGAUUGAAAGAGACGGUGGUGGUGAAGGCACUGCUGACAGCAGCGAAGAUGGAGAAAAGGACCCUUCACUAGUGGAUUCCAUCAUGCCUCAGCCAACGGAGGACUGGUAUGAGCAGUUGUACCCCCUCAUCCUCACUCUGAAAGACUGCAUGGGAGAAGUAGUGAACCGAGCCAAGCAGUCCCUCACGUUUGUGCUUCUCCAGGAACUGGCAUACAGCUUGCCACAGUGUUUGAUGCUCACACUGAGAAGAGACAUCGUCUUCAGCCAAGCACUGGCUGGAUUGGUUUGUGGUUUUAUCAUCAAAUUGCAUUCAAGUUUAAAUGACCCUGGAUUCCUGCAGCAGCUUUAUACCGUGGGGUUGAUAGUACAAUAUGAAGGAUUGCUAAGUACAUACAGUGAUGAAAUUGGAAUGCUAGAGGACAUGGCUGUUGGCAUUUCAGAUUUAAAGAAAGUAGCAUUUAAAAUCACUGAAGCCAAAUCCAAUGAUGUCUUGCCAGUCAUAACAGGAAGACGUGAACAUUAUGUGGUGGAGGUCAAGCUUCCAGCCUCGAUGUUUGACUUGCUGCCUCUACAGAUCAAGGAAGGACAGCUGCUUCGUGUGCAUCCAGUUCUUUUCAAUGUUGGAAUCAAUGAACAGCAAACUCUUGCUGAGAGGUUUGGAGAUGUCUCUUUGCAAGAAAAUAUUAAUCAAGAAAAUUUUGAACUGCUAAAAGAGUAUUAUAAAAUAUUUAUGGAAAAGAUGCCUCCUGAUUACAUUUCACAUUUUCAAGAACAGUAUGAUGUAAAAGGAUUACUAGAAAAUCUUCAUCAAAAUAUCCAAGCCAAAAAAAGAAAAAAUGUGGAAAUCAUGUGGCUGGCUGCAACGAUUUGUCGCAAACUAAAUGGCAUCCGUUUCACUUGCUGUAAAAGUGCCAAAGACAGGACCUCGAUGUCGGUUACACUCGAACAGUGCUCCAUCCUGAGGGAUGAACACCAGUUGCACAAGGACUACUUCAUCCGGGCGCUGGACUGUAUGAGAAGCAGACAAACCCAGGGAGCACUGAGUGAAUCCGAUGAUCCUGAGACAGGCUGUCUAACUGACAACAAGCCAACUUCUCGACACUUCUACCCUGUCGCCUUGCUGCUUGUCAGCUCGCACCUGCUAGUAGUGUGGCUCAUUUUAAGUCUUGCAUUGCUAUUAGCCAAAUACCAAUAAGUUUUACAUUCUAUUCCUUUCUUUUCUAUAAAUGACAUUGGACUUUGAAUUAUGGGGACAAUGCUGUAAUAUUUCUACAUUUUCAGAUCCAAAAAAUUUAAAGCAAUGUUUGAAUUAAAAGUGUUUUUGUUUUUCCUAAAAUUUAAGAAACAUAAAGUACUAUGCAUUAAGUGGAUUAUUUUGCUCUUUUGUUCAUGGACAAGUGUUUCUCACUGUUCACUGGCUCAUGUAUUUCAAAAUUAUUGUCUUUGGAAAAAGACAACAGAAUCCUGAAAGCUUGACGUUCUGAACCUCCUCUUCCUCUUCCCGUGGAAUUAAGAAAAUUAAGACCGGAUUUGCAUACCACAUUGAAUUCCUGAGAAAGUCCUAGAGACAUGGGAGGUUACAGACUUUCUUUCCACUGUGCAAACAUUGUAGUUGUGAUCAGCUAAUAGAAACUUUUCUUUGGGUGUCUAACCUGUUUUAUUUCUUUGCUGCAAUUAACUUUUCAUGUCAAGUAACUUUAUGACAAUAAUGGCUAUUUAUGUUUUGUAAUUAAAUUAACCUGUUUAUAACUAUUGUUUGGAUUGAUUUGGCUUUCAGAGUACUUUUCUAUUCUUUUUAACAAAGUCUUGUUUGUGUGUUGAUGUACCAUUUUUAGCACCUGUGAGUUUUGUAGCGUCUGUGGAGAAGUACUCUUCCCUUGCAAAACUGAGACUUGGAACAGGCUGUUCGGAAAGCCAUUUUCUCUCUUCAUUGCACAGCUAAAAUAAUGAAGUAAAAUAGAGAUCAAACUUUUCUUUAAAAAAUCUAUAGGGCCAGACUUAAUCAAGUAAAUGCCUUAUUCCUAGAACCUGCAUCCUUAGGGCUAACAUAUAGAUUUUAAUGUGUUUUAAAGAAAGUGAAAAAUUAAUUUAUGAAAAAGUUAUAAAAAGGCAGAUAUAUUUAUGAAACUGAAGUAAAGCUGUAUUGUGGAUCAAAUUAUAUUUAAAGAGUUUAUUAAACUUUAAAUAUAUGUUAAGAGCAAAGAGACUUUAAUCAUCUCUUUCCGAAGGCAAUAAUGGUAUUGGGCCUGGCCUAUGAUUUAAUUUUGUAAGAUGUAUCAUCACUUGUGAAAAAAAAAAUAAUAAUGUAGAGUUGACUCUUUGUUAUUUUUACCUGGACUGUUGACACAACUCUGCAUUGAACAAAUAAAGCAUAUUUAUUUAUUCUGUGUUUCAUGAA
Molecule: messenger RNA, 4146 nt
Organism: Ochotona princeps (American pika)
Lineage: Eukaryota; Metazoa; Chordata; Mammalia; Lagomorpha; Ochotonidae
Gene: INPP4B
Product: inositol polyphosphate-4-phosphatase type II B
Exons: 23
Coding region: 124-2943 (939 amino acids)
Cellular component (GO): cytoplasm
Molecular function (GO): phosphatidylinositol-3,4-bisphosphate 4-phosphatase activity
Source: RefSeq, a predicted model, not a curated record